AUGGAAAAAUCCAAUUUAAAAGUAGCUCGUCCACUCGGUAACCUAGAAAGGCUAUUUACCAUAAGGCAGGCCAUAGGUUAUUACACAAACAUUUGUGCCACUGUCCGUUAUCAAUGUAAAGAUCUUUUUAUGCUCGCUUCCGUCGGUAGAGUGACUGAAUUAAAUGACAACACAACGAAUCAACUACGUCCGGUCGUCUAUGGCAUACUCACGGAACUUCUUCUUAAGGAACCAGCAUUGUCAAAGGGCAUAAAAGGCCCAAUGACUAAGCGACCACUAUAUGUUCAUAUUCCAACAAUUGAUUUAUCUCGACAAGUACGUUUUGCCGCCAUAUGUUCGGAUGAGCAACUGGAAAAAAUGUUAGAGGAAGAACAUAAAAUACCAUUGGAUCAUUCGAUUGAGACCAAUCCAUUAUGGCGAAUAGUGUUCGGGAUAAACAUUGAACACGCCUACGAAAUAAGUGUUACAUUUUGUUGGCAUCAUAGUAUUGGCGACGGAAUGAGUGCGCAUGUUUUACAUUCAUUGUUUUACAAUGCGCUGAAGAAAGUGAUCGACAAUCAAAAUGAUUUAUCAAGUAUUUCACCAAUGAUUGAUGUUCCCUAUGCCCCUAUGUUUAAGCCAUUGGAAGAGACCGUAGAUAUUGAACCAUCAGUUGGAUUAAUUCUGAAAGAAGUAUUUAACGAAUUUUUGCUGCCAACUUUCAUGAAAACAACACCAAAGCAUUACGUUGGAGACGUUCACGCUAUGAAAAUUAAUGAUUUCAAUACUUCAUUAAAAAUCGUAUCGAUCAAUCAAGAUGAAUUUAGAUCCAUAAAAUUGGUAUCGAAACAGCAAAAGACGUCGAUUCAUGCAAUUCUUCAUACUGCGCUUAUACUAUCAGCUUAUCGAUAUCUCAGUUCAGAAAACGAUAAUGCCAAAAUGGUAUCGACAGAUACGCCAAUAUCCCUUAGACCGUAUGGUAUUGUACCCAUAACUAAACCCACUCUGGGUGUAUAUGUCAGUAAAUUUCACUACGCGGCUUCAACAAAAGAUAUUGACACAGGAUUUUGGAAUCUUGCAAAAAACUACAAAUACAAACUGAUGAAAGGCAUGAAGACAUCGAUUCAAUACGUGGGAUUAUUAAAAUUCUUAUCCAACAACACUGCCGGAUGGGAGGAAUUUUUGUCAAAGAAAAGGAAAGUAGAACCCAUGGGAAGGGUGGCAUCCUUGGAUUCAGCAAAUGUUACUGGACCAGCAAUAAUGGUUAAUAUAGGCACUUAUGGUGACAAACUUAACUUCACUGUUGCCUAUCAAGAAGGUGCUAUUGAACCAAAAGAAAAAAUUAACAAAUUCAUCGAUGGGGUUAAAUUUAUAUUGACAACAAUAGCGAAAGAAGGAUCAUGUUUUGUGCCAGUAUGUAGAGUUUAUCAGUAUCUUCCCUACUCUUGGAGUAAUGAAUCUCACGAUCUUGUCACUAAUAGGAUAACCACCUCAAUAACAGUUUCUGGAGAAGCCCUGCAGGAGCCCGUAGCGUCCAGAAAAUCAGGACAUAUUUACGAGAAACGAUUGAUUUUGAAGUAUAUUGCUGACAAUGGAAGAGAUCCAAUAACGGGAGAGGAUAUCGCGGAAGAAGAUUUACUGGAUAUCAAGACUAGUCCAAAAAUUGUAAAACCACGUCCACCACAACUGUCAUCAAUCCCAUCUAUGAUCUCGGCCCUUCAGAAUGAAUGGGACAGUUUAAUGUUAGAAACGUUUACCCUCAAGCAACAGUAUCAAGAAGUACGACAAGAGCUCAGCCAUGCUCUCUAUCAACACGACGCUGCCUGUAGAGUUAUUGCAAGACUAAUAAAAGAAAGAGAUGCAGCCAGAGAUGCGUUGGCUAAAGUCCAAGCACAUAUAGGCGCAUCCGUUUCGCAAGAGGACACCCAAGAAAGUCAGAGUAUGGAUGUAGAAAUGCUAGACAGGCGCAUCGACAGCAGUAUUAUCGAGAAAAUGUCAGAACUAAAUGCAGUUCUAUCAAAGGGACGCAAGAAACGAAAAACACCACCAAACUUCACGUCUAUAGACUCGGUCAGAUCAUACAAAUGGACCUCUGAGGCCGCCCCCAUGCACGCGUCAAGCGCUCCUGGAAUAACUUCUCUUGACAUCAGCUCGAACGGCCACUUUGUUUUGACUGGAGGUGUCGACCAUACUGCCAUAAUCUAUAAUAGUGGCAAACAGAGAAUUGACUCUGUUUUAAAAGGGCAUACCAAGGAGAUAACGGACGUGUUGUGGCGUGGCAAAGCAGACCCCGGACACCCAGACAUUGCAUUUACUGCCAGUUCGGAUAAUAAUGUGAAGAUAUGGCAACCUUCGGACGGCGGUUAUUUUGCAACUUCCACGAUUAAAGCUCACUCGGCCGGAGUUACAGGAAUUGCAUUAAAUCCUACUCUUGACUAUGUGGUCUCCGUAUCAUCUGAUUCAACUUGGGCAUUCCAUGACGUAGAGACGGGGAAGACGCUUUCUCGUAUCGAAAGCAACGAAGUACAAAAUGGUUAUACUGCGGCAAAGUUCCACCCAGACGCUUUACUGCUUGGUACAGGGACAAAUGAUUCUAUGGUACAUAUCUGGGAUAUGAAAUCUCAGAACAUUGUCGCGCCAUUUUCAGGACAUAGUGGCGCUGUUACUGCGCUUGCAUUCUCUGAGAACGGAUACUACUUGGCAACAACGUCGGAAGAUAAUCUGGUUAGAUUAUGGGAUCUUCGGAAAUUGACAAACUUUAAAGUGCUGACUUUGCCAGAGGACAAUAAACUUAACAAAGUUGUAUGGGAUCACACCGGACAGUAUUUGGCUGUUGGCGGGACUGAUGUGAGAGUAUUCCAUUCCAAGACUUGGGAAGAACUCGCAGUUCUUGCGGAUAACACUGCAGAGGUGACAGAUCUGAAAUUCGGUGAAUUGGCAAAAUAUCUUGCAGUUGUUGGACUGGAUGGAUCUCUAAGAUAUUACAGUCCAGAACGCGGUGAAUAA
This is a messenger RNA of Paraglomus occultum, 2985 nucleotides long. NCBI's taxonomy places the organism in Eukaryota, Fungi, Glomeromycota, Glomeromycetes, Paraglomerales, Paraglomeraceae. The record is from the annotation of a GenBank genome assembly.